AUGGCCUUUUCUUUGAGUGUCUCUUCCUUAACAUUGCUUUCAAUCUUCCUAUCAUUUCUAUUCUUUAACCACUCACUUGCUGCAUCAGAUGAGUUGAUUAACAGCAUUUGUUCCAGCACUCACAACCCUUCCCUCUGUGUGCAGUCUCUAAAAUCCGAUCCCCGGACCACUAGUGCAGACCUCAAAGGCCUCGGAGGGAUCUCCAUUGACAUAGCUCAAUCCAAUGCUAAGUCCACCUUCAACAUGAUCCUCUCCCUCAUCAACCAGACGACUGACCCUAAGUUGAAAGAUCGGUUCGACACUUGUCGUGAGAACUAUGAUGAUUCCAUUAGUGACCUUGAUGAAUGCAGGCAGUUGUUGAACUCCGGGGACUAUUUGGGCUUAAAUAUUCAUGCAUCGGCUGCUCUGGACGGGGGUGAAACCUGUAACGAUAACUUUGAAGGUCCACCAGCUGAACCAGCUGAACUGAAACAAGCAAAUCAGAAGCUGGAGGAUCUUUGUGACAUCAUUUUGGUUAUUUCCAAUCGUUUGAAGUAA
Cornus florida is the source of this 537-nucleotide messenger RNA. Its product is annotated as pectinesterase inhibitor-like. Gene Ontology annotation, biological process: negative regulation of catalytic activity. The record is from RefSeq and is a predicted model, not a curated record. Gene Ontology annotation, molecular function: pectinesterase inhibitor activity. The coding region runs from base 1 to 537 and encodes 178 amino acids. NCBI's taxonomy places the organism in Eukaryota, Viridiplantae, Streptophyta, Magnoliopsida, Cornales, Cornaceae. The transcript has a single exon.